AUGUCACUAGUAAAACUGUGUAAAGACAUAGAUCUGUGCCACUAUCAGCACUUACCAGGCGUGAGAUUUACAGUUCCUCUGUGCUAUCACGUGAUUAGAAUUGUCCAAGGAUGUGAAUAUGGUUUUGGAUUUCAAAGUAUCAGUUUAGGCAAAAAGAAGCCACUGUACAUUGGAGUUUUACUAGAGCUAUCCGAAAGUUGGUACGCAAAAUACACCAACUUUUUCCCAAUUAUGUUUGACGAUGCAUUUAAAAGAAUUUAUAAUAGGUCAGAUAUUCUUGAAGGAUAUGAAUUCAAAAUGAUAAUAAGGGAUACAAAGGGUAAAGCAGGCCUAGCAGCAAGACGACUUACUGAAAUGAUUGAGGAGGACCCACCAAAAGUUGCAAUCAUUGGACCAACACUGUCGUAUUCUCUCACAGUAACCGGUCAAAUAGCACCAUUCUAUAACAUCAUAGAGCUGUCGUAUAUAGCUAUAACAGCCACUACUGUAGACCGCGACUUAUUCUCCACGUUGUUUAAAGUAAAUCAAGUCACAGAUGCAUUUAACCCGUUACGAAUAAAAGUGAUGAAAUAUUUCGGAUGGACAAGAGUGGGUACCAUGGUAUAUCAGGAAGAAGUAUCAUUUUCGCAAAUUGCGAAUUUCCAUAAUCUUCUCCGUGACAACAACAUGACUUUGGUGACGUCAGCUGUAAUGUCAUACACCAGCAAUUUCAAAGAUAUUCUUAAAAGUUUCAAGCAAUUUGGGGUGAGAAUCAUUAUCGGCGCAUUUAGAACUGAGGUAGCACCGUACAUAUUCUGUGAGGCGUACCAUCAGAAAAUGUACGGUCACAGUCACGUAUGGAUACUUACCGGACCGACCAUGUUCAAAGGAUGGAUAGACAAUGCAAAUUUCGAUAAGAUAGGAUGCACAAAAGAACAAUUGAUCAAGGCAACUCAAGGGUAUUUCACAACUGACUACCAGCGAGACGGUGACUCUACCAAAACAACAGUAUCUGGACAGACUUGGGAACAAGCCGUAAAUGAUAUUAAAGUACUAGCAAGCAGCACAAAUUUUUCUUUGUCGUCGUCAUUAACCUGGAUUUAUGACACGCCAUGGGCACUUGCUUUAGGCCUCAACAACAGUAUAAAGUAUUUAGAGGCGUCUGGACUAGAGUUACACAACUAUAACUAUAGCGACAAAUACUUGCAGGCCGUGGUUAGAGGAAUGAAAGAGGUGAAAUUUCAAGGAAUUUCGGGCCCAGUCGCAUUUGAUAAGACGGGAGGUCGUAUAGGAGUGACCUCCUUAAAGCAGCAUUUCUAUGAAGGUGAACGUAGAGUGGCAUGGUAUGACCCCAGCAGUGAUGUUUUAACUUGGCUUAUGGACAGUAAUUCGCUUUGGGAAGGAAGCGAAAUUCCUUUGGACAGAUUCACAUACCAAGAUGUUCUUGUUAAACCAUGCUUGACGUCGUUUGGUUUCGUUGUGGCACUGAAUUGUCUCGGCUUUAUUUUAUCCUUCAUUUUCUUGAUUUUCAAUAUCUACUACAGAAGAAACAGAAUGAAGUUUUGUGUGUAUUCUCAUUUUUUCUUCUUCCUCAGAGCCAUUAAAAUGUCAAGCCCUAUGGUUAACAACGUAAUUAUUGUUGGCUGCUUGCUGAUAUAUCUUGAAAUACUGGUAAAGGGGAUUGCUUUCUAUAGGAACCAGAUUGACGGCAUCGGAAAUAGCUUUUGCACGAUUCAAAUAUGGCUUCUCUCGAUAGGUUUCACUUUAUUGUUUGGAGCUAUUUUCUCAAAGACAUAUCGUGUGUAUGUCGUGUUUCGGGAUCAUAAUAUGAAGCCAAUUAAGGACUAUCAUGUGUUCGGAAUGAUUGGAAUAAUGUUAGUGAUUGAUGUUAUCAUCCUUGUACCAUGGACAAUAUUCUUCCCCCUACAGUUAAUCAAGGUUACUCGACUGACAAUGAACAAGAAUGAUUUCAGCAGCAACAUGAUAUAUUCGGAGACAUACCUACAAUGUUACCAUGACAACAGUAUGUACUGGCUUAUGGUCAUGUAUAUUUACAAAGGUCUUCUACUUGCUUUCGGUGUAUUCAUUGCAUGGGAGACGCGUCACGUGACCAUUCCUAUGCUCAACGACUCCAAGAAUAUAGGCGCGUGCAUCUACAAUGUUGUCGUUGCGUGUAUAUUCGGUGUCCCUCUGGCACACAUGUUACCGAUAGAACAGAUGACACUGGCAUUUACAUUGGAAUCGUGUCUACUUUUCUUUUGUACGACAAGUACACAAUGCAUCAUAUUUUUACCAAAGAUUAAAGUAAGAAACCAAGUUCACGGGAACUUUGUUCGCCAACAGCAGACGUUAAAUACGGCUACGUGUUCAACCUCUAAAACAAAUGUGGUGAAUACAGAAAUGAAGGCACCAGAUCAUGAUGACAAUUCACAAGAUGUCGGUCUGAAAAAGGAAAAUACAAGAUUACGGAUGAUCGUAGCUAAUGAAGCGAUUGCUGUCGCACGGCUACGUAAACAACUUUUACAAGUAACUGGAAAUGUCCAUUUCUAUAAAAGUGGGGACGACUAUGUAGUGUGUAGAAGCGAGGGUCUGAUGCGCAGGCAAAGUCUAGACGAUGAUAUCGCAGACGAUAACACUUCUAGAACAGACGAGAACACUUCCAGAGCAUACGACAAUAUUUCUUAAAUCUUUGACUCGCUAGAACCUAACAAAACAACUACAACAAAACAUUUUUUC
This is a messenger RNA of Ruditapes philippinarum (Manila clam), 2715 nucleotides long. Its product is annotated as gamma-aminobutyric acid type B receptor subunit 2-like. Gene Ontology annotation, molecular function: G protein-coupled GABA receptor activity. NCBI's taxonomy places the organism in Eukaryota, Metazoa, Mollusca, Bivalvia, Venerida, Veneridae. Gene Ontology annotation, cellular component: G protein-coupled receptor heterodimeric complex; membrane. The coding region runs from base 1 to 2664 and encodes 887 amino acids. The transcript has 19 exons. Gene Ontology annotation, biological process: G protein-coupled receptor signaling pathway; gamma-aminobutyric acid signaling pathway. The record is from RefSeq and is a predicted model, not a curated record.